UUUCCCUGGCCUGGAGCAGAGCUGCUGCUCCGUGCCCGGUCUCCCCAUUGUUGCUCCGGGUCUCGGGGUGGGCAGGCGCCCGGCUUUGUGCGGAGAAUUGCUGCAGGACAAGGCUCGAGCCAUGGAAGAAUUAAUAGUUGAAUUGCGUCUGUUUCUUGAACUUUUGGACCAUGAAUAUCUAACAUCCACUGUCAGGGAGAAAAAAGCAGUAAUAACUAACAUUCUCCUGAGGAUACAGUCAUCAAAAGGUUUUGAAAUAAAAGAACAUGUACAGAAACAAGAAGUUUCCAAUAGUUUGCCUAGUUUGCCUGCCCCACCUCAGAUGCCUCUACCAGAGAUACCUCAGCAAUGGCUGCCACCAGAUAAUGGGCCUCCACCUCUACCAACAUCGUCCCUACCUGAAGGCUACUAUGAGGAGGCGGUGCCACUUAGUCCUGGAAAGGCUCCUGAAUAUAUCACUUCUAAUUAAGACUCAGAU
Messenger RNA from Chelonoidis abingdonii (Abingdon island giant tortoise), 478 nucleotides. NCBI's taxonomy places the organism in Eukaryota, Metazoa, Chordata, Testudines, Testudinidae. The record is from RefSeq and is a predicted model, not a curated record.